AUGGCCGGCUUGGCAGCGACGGUCUAUGGAAAUGAUCAAUCUGUACGGGUACAGGGCUAUCUGAGAUGCGAGGGGAAGCCAUACGCCGAUGCGAGGGUGAAACUAUUCGACAAAGAUACUUUCACCCCCGACGACAAGCUGGCCGAAACGAAGACCGAUUCCCGCGGCUACUUUGACAUCCAAGGCGUCGGCCAUGAAGUCACCCGGUUAAACGCCAUAUUCAACCUCUACCAUCGCUGCGGAAUGACUGUCCCGGUCUGCUACUAUAAGAACAGCUUCAAGAUCCCGUUCGACUACGUGACCUCUGGGCGGAAUCCCGACAAGAUCUACGAUGCCGGAACCAUCGAGCUGUCGCUUCUCAAGAAAGACCGCGACUGCAUCAACAAGUUCAACCGGAAA
Messenger RNA from Mesorhabditis spiculigera, 399 nucleotides. Lineage: Eukaryota; Metazoa; Nematoda; Chromadorea; Rhabditida; Rhabditidae. The record is from the annotation of a GenBank genome assembly.